GGUCCUCGUCACCCGCCCCCUUUCUCUCUCUCCCUCACUCCUUCGGUCUCCAGUCUGCCUCUGUUGUCUCGGCGGCUGGUAGGGUCGGGGAGAGAGGAUCUCGCGAGUCUUGGAGUUUUGGUGAGAGUUUGUGGAAGAUGGCGCCUGUUGUGACAGGGAAGUUUGGGGAGCACCCUCAACCACAGCGCCUGACGAGAGAAGCCAUGCGGAAUUACCUGAAGGAACGAGGAGACCAAACUGUGCUCAUCCUACACGCUAAAGUUGCACAGAAAUCAUACGGCAAUGAAAAAAGGUUUUUCUGUCCUCCCCCUUGUGUGUAUCUGAUGGGCUGUGGAUGGAAGAAGAAGAGGGAGCAGAUGGAGCGAGACGGCUGUUCGGAGCAGGAUUCUCAGCCCUGUGCCUUCAUCGGCAUCGGCAACAGCGACCAGGAGAUGCAGCAGCUAAACUUAGAGGGGAAGAACUAUUGCACAGCCAAAACAUUGUACAUCUCAGACUCAGACAAACGCAAGCACUUCAUGCUGUCGGUGAAGAUGUUCUACGGAAACAGCACAGACAUCGGCGUCUUCCUCAGCAAGAGGAUCAAGGUCAUCUCCAAACCUUCCAAAAAAAAACAGUCCCUCAAAAACGCAGACCUCUGUAUAGCAUCAGGAACAAAAGUGGCGUUAUUUAACCGACUUCGCUCGCAGACGGUCAGUACACGUUACCUGCACGUCGAGGGAGGAAACUUCCACGCCAGCUCACAGCAGUGGGGAGCCUUCUACAUCCACCUCUUGGAUGAUGAAGAGUCCGAGGGAGAGGAGUUCACUGUGCGAGACGGCUACAUUCACUACGGCCAAACCGUCAAACUGGUCUGCUCCGUGACGGGCAUGGCUCUUCCUCGCCUGAUCAUCCGUAAGGUGGAUAAGCAGACCGCCUUGCUGGAUGCAGAUGACCCCGUCUCCCAGCUGCAUAAGUGUGCCUUUUACCUGAAGGAUACGGAGAGGAUGUACCUGUGCCUUUCUCAAGAGAGGAUCAUCCAAUUUCAAGCUACUCCAUGCCCAAAGGAACCAAAUAAGGAGAUGAUAAAUGACGGUGCCUCCUGGACAAUCAUCAGCACUGAUAAAGCAGAAUACACCUUCUAUGAGGGCAUGGGCCCUGUACACACCCCCGUCACACCCGUGCCUGUGGUUGAGAGCUUACAGUUAAAUGGUGGAGGAGACGUAGCAAUGCUGGAGCUGACAGGACAGAACUUCACUCCAAAUCUGCGGGUGUGGUUUGGUGAUGUAGAGGCUGAGACCAUGUACAGGUGUGGCGAGAGCAUGCUGUGCGUCGUCCCAGACAUCUCGGCAUUCCGCGAGGGCUGGCGGUGGGUGCGGCAGCCGGUGCAAGUCCCUGUAACACUGGUCCGUAACGACGGUAUCAUCUAUUCCACAACGCUCACGUUCACAUACACGCCUGAACCCGGUCCACGUCCGCACUGCAGCGCAGCUGGCGCCAUCCUACGAGUGGGCAACACCAGCUUGCUGUCCACGACCGGCAACAGCGUGGGAGGGAACGGAGAAGUGACACCCUACGGUGCCAACAGCACAUCUAAUGCCAUCACAGCGCCGUCCUCUAAUGCAGCCGCGGCUGUUGUGUUAUAACACACGCAGCAGUGCUCACGAACUUGCAAUGUGCUAUGCGUGAAACAGUUUCAACAGACUACAAACUAUUUGUAAAAGUGCUGCAUAUUGAAUUUCAAAAUAAAAUCCCUGACACGGAAAACAAGGGAGAUAGGUGGAAAAAAAAGGCUAAACCUGUGGCGAGGACGAAAUAUUUGAGAAUGGUUCUUCUGUGCCCUCUUGUGGUUUUCUCUACGGAGCCGGUCUGGUGCUAGCAAUAGACAGUGCCUGAGAGGAGGUGGUCAACAGGUGAAGAAGACAUGGAGACAAGACCACAGCAAUGAUACAUCAACCGUGUUUUAAAAUGCGUCGACUGAAAAUUAUGUUUAGUCUCUUACGUUGCUUCCUUGUGGUCUGUGUGAGCGUGAUAUGGUGUGAUUUUUCAAAGCCUGGGAGGUCGAAAUUCUUAGGGUCACGUUAAAAUUGUGAGAUGACAGUUAUUAUGGACCAAGGAUAUUGUAUAAGCUUUAGUAAAGGUACAAUUUUUUUUUUAUAUCAAACAUUAUAGUGCGCUUUUGUUACCAAAUAGGUUCUAUUCCUCUCUGAGCUUUCCUUCUGUAUAUAGCUACUUUCAUAUACAUUGGUUCACUUGGACUACUUCAGUUUUGAUGCUUUGUAUUUUGUAAUAGCCCCCACCCCACCCCUUUUUUUGUUUUCCAUUUGGUUAAAUCGUGUUAAUUUUACAUUUGGGAGAAACUCACAGGGUCUGUUUUUUUUAUCGUUCAUUUUUAUAAAGAUUUUAAAAAGAAAAGAGCUUUAAGCAAUGCCUCUGCCUUGCCUGCAUUACGAUAUGCGCUUAGCUUCCUUUAAGCAUUUCAUCGCUGUGUCUAGAUCUCACAAAAGGAACAAUGCCAUCUUUCUGUCUUAUUUGGGAAUAUAAACCAGAAAACACGAUAUAGAGGAUUUGGAUGCAACACAGUCUUUGAUACGGAAGCCAUAGUGUAGUUGAUUUGUUGUAGAGCACAUGUAGAAGCUCACAUAUCAAAAACUUCGCUGUAGCUGGAUAUUUGUUACGUUUAAUUUCUGGCGGUUUUAGUGCCGUUUUAUAAUGUCUCCUUUUCUUAAAAUUCAGUUUUUUGUGGUCUUCCUAAACUCGCAUUUUCUAAAAUUUGAAAUGGUCUCAAAAACAGUUGAUUUGGAGAUGUGCUCUACUAUUAGAUGUGGCCUUACUGGAACAAAGGUUCCCCGUUUAGUUCACCCCUUCAAAAGGAGGUUUACAAACACGACCCGAGGAACCAAGCCUUGCUUUUUGAACAUAUUGACAUGCGAUUUUUGAUACUAAAAUUCCCUAAACUUUCAUUUUUUGUUUGAAUUGAGAACAUUUUAAUGUGUACUAGAUACAAACAUACCCAAAGAUAUUAUAUUGCGUUGUUGUCUCUGUUUUUUGAAUAUUUAAAGAGUAUGUCGGGAUUUGUGGCCUCUCGCAAACCAAAAGUAGGAAGCUUUACUUCGUUGGUCAUUGAUGUGUUUAUCGUGGCCUUGGUGUCUCAGCAACUAGUAGACUAGUAUUAAUGACUAAAAAAAAACCUAGCUGUAAUGAACUCAUCAACCAGCACUAAUAGUGUUUUGUGACUUUCUUUUUUUAUGUACAGUAAUUUAACGUUUGAAUUUUAUGCGUCCAUUUGUAAAAAAAGAAAAAAAGAAAAGAAAAAGUGAAACCAUUCAGCUAUUUUUUUUUUUUUUUUUUCUCGUGUGUCUGUGUCUCUUAACCUAGUUAUGUCCUUGGUGUUUCUUGUCGAAACGGUUGGGUGUUUAGUGUCCCAGUUUGUCCUUACCUUAUAUGUUAUUGUCUGGAUAGUUAAAGGACAUCAUGGGACUAGAAUCAUGGAAGUUAAUGGCCUUUAAAUGUGUGUGUGUGUGUGUCUCAAAGAUGUAUACAUACAGCAAUACUGUAUAGAUUACUUUUCGUGUGGAAAUAGCCACUGAUUUUUCACCAGCCUGAUCCACAGCAAAUGUGGCCAUGAAGAACAGCUGGCUCAACUAGAGUCAUAUUCACUUUCUUUCCUCCUCCUUCUUCGUCAUCUUCUUCUUCUUCAUACUUCAAUUUAAUCAAACACCUUUUGGUAGAUUUGUAGAUGUGCGUGGAUCCUCCACUGUCUUCCUUAAUUGGAAAAUCUGUAGUGUAGUACAAGUAGGCGACCUGUCAAAUAAGGCAAUACUCCAGCAUUGUAGGCCUAUAAUGUAGUAUAUUUUGGGAAAAAAAACUGUAACUUGAAUGUUUCUGCAAAAAAAAAAAAAAAAAGUUCACUUGUUGCCUCCACUAGCUUUUUCCUUUUCACCUCUUCAUCUCUUUUUCUUGCUAAUAAUGUCUUUGCUCUGUCUUUGAUGCAAAAAUCUUCCAUGAGUCAGUUUAAUCUGAAGCUCUUGCACUCAGUUUCCCAGAAUUCUCGCAUAACCGUCGUCUUCCAUAUUCUUGCGAUUCAGUCUCAUGUAAGCACACACUUCCAUUUGGAGGAAGAUGACACUGGGCAAAAGCAUGGAUGCAUUUUUUUAUUUGUAUGUACAAAUUUUACUGUGCCCAAAUUAAGCAGUCCAUUUAUUUCUAAUAUCUGAUGGAAUUUGAAUGGAAGUGAUUGUCUUUGUGAGAGCUUAUCAUGCCUUGCAUGCAAUUAUGUUUUUCUUUUUUGUAUAAUUCAAAUGCUUCCCUUGAUUUAUAUGCUAUCAGGAUUCCAAAAAGAAAGAAAAACAAGUGCUUUAAGCCAGUCCGCCUUGAAAUGAUACAGCAUCAUUGAAACAAUUUCUACACAAACUAAAGAAAGCGAUCAAUUCCGGCUGUAAAUUGUAGUGUGACUUCAUCAUGUUUUCAUUAGCGUAGCACAACAUAUCAUCAUUUAGACAUUUAUAUCAAGAACAUUAUGAUAGCUGCCUCUGUUCCACAUUUGUUUACAUUGUGAAUUUGCUCAGUUUUGUCCCUCACUUACUGUAGUGUUAUGGUGGUAAAGUGCAUUAUAUGAUGCACUCUGAACAAACCAAUUGACAAUCUUGCUGUUUUAACUGUUUACAUAAAAAAAAAAAAAAGUUUUUAGUUGAGGUUUCCAAUGAAGGAUUUGUUCUGUCCCAUAUCUGAAGCUGACAUGUUUGAGCUGUGUAUUGCACAGAAAAUUGGAGGACAAAUUCUAACAAACUCCAUAAAUUUGCAUUGUAUCAUUUUGCUGUCAGUUAUAAAUCAGUUGAAGAGCUCCAAACUUGUUUGUAGAGGUCAUGUAGCACACCUUAAAACCACAUUUAAUGGCAAACUGAGUGAACAAAUUGUCAGUUUUAUGUUUAAAAAUCAGCUGGUGUCACUGGUGUUAAUUUUUAUUUUUCUCCAUUAACACUGCUCUUCCAAAAGAAGAUGCGCUUGAUGAGCUCUCAGCAAUGUAUAGGUUAAAUGCCAAAUGUCUUAUACUUGCGUUUUCAUGCACUUCUUAACAAAAAUGGCACAACUUCUCGAAAAUAUCUCAGUUGUUACAUUAUAGAAGAAAAGAGGAUUGGGAAAUGUACCGUAGACGGACACAGUGGUAAUCUUUUGUGGUUUCCUAGUCCCAUACUUCCAUACAAAGAGCUUAAAUUGGUCAUAAUGUUGAGUUGUUUUGCCUUUUGGACAUGAACGUGCAACCAAAGGCUUUUUCUGUUUUACCAUCUGGAGAGUUUUGUGUGCAUGUGAUAUACUGUGUAUCAAGAUAUUAUGAUCUCUGCUGGUUUUGCACUUAGAGAAAACCAUUUGUCUAGAUUAGUUGCUUAAGGAGUGUAACGAUCACUUUUCAUGUAAAGUGCCUGAUUUGAUGCUCUGUGCUAGGCUUUAUGUGUGCAGUUCAUCCUCCACCCUUCUUAACCUUUCACUUCCCCUUUGUCAGUGUCUCUUUCUUUUAUUGCUCCCGCUUUCUUUUCUCCUUCUCGGUCUGUUCUAGUUAUAAUAUUCAGAGGUAUCAGUAUGGUAGCAAUCACAGUCCUUAAUGGGCCGAUGAUGUUAGGAUCAUGUGCCCUAAUGUGAAACAAGGGGGCAGAAAAGAAAAGAAAAACAUUAAUUUCAUUUGUCCGUUUGAUUUUGUACAUAUUGCACCUGCUCAGAUCCACCUGUCAUUAAAUAAAACUGCAAUAUUGGCAUAAAAAAAUCAAGGAAUACAAGU
Molecule: messenger RNA, 5749 nt
Organism: Carassius auratus (goldfish)
Lineage: Eukaryota; Metazoa; Chordata; Actinopteri; Cypriniformes; Cyprinidae
Product: recombining binding protein suppressor of hairless
Exons: 11
Coding region: 138-1622 (494 amino acids)
Biological process (GO): regulation of transcription by RNA polymerase II
Cellular component (GO): nucleus
Molecular function (GO): RNA polymerase II cis-regulatory region sequence-specific DNA binding; DNA-binding transcription activator activity, RNA polymerase II-specific
Source: RefSeq, a predicted model, not a curated record